UUUAUGCUCUAUUUGCUCUAAUUAAUAAUAAACAUCUUUUUUUUUUUUUCUCAACAUGACCUCAUCUCUAACCUUUUCUGCAGCGACAUUAGACGAUUUAGACAUUUUGAUUGACUUGGAAACGCGAUCGUAUGCACCAGAUGAAGCAGCAUCGCCAGAAAACUUGAAAAGAAGGAUUCUAGCAGCACAACAAACAAAUCAUCCUGAAUUACUCUUCAUGGUAGCACGACGACAAGAAAAUCCAGAGGAACAAAAAGAUGUGACAACCUCCUUGACAAUAGUAGGGUUUAUCUGUUGUACGGUAGCAACAUCAGACCUUGUGACAGAAGAAUCCAUGAGCGAUAACCAACCGGAAGGUCAAACUGUGUGCUUGCAUAGCGUCUGUGUCUCACCUGAUACCCGACAUCAAGGAAUUGCGACUGCUCUAUUGACUCGUUGGGUUGGGUUACAUCGCCAAAUCCGCGCCUACAAAAGGUUGGCAUUGCUCAGUCGCCCGCAUUUGGUCGCAUUAUACAGCUCUGUUGGAUUCAAGGAAAUCGGUAUUUCCAAAGUCGUCCAUGGACCAGAGCCAUGGGUAGACUGUGUCUUAGAUCUUUGAUUAUCUCUUUCAAUUAUACCUAAUAGACAGUAGACAUGCACAGAUAAGGAUAGAUAUUGUAAGUAUAAUAUUUCACCAUCAACGUUUUGUAAAUGACAAGAUUUUGAAUUAUUGCAUUUUAUAUCUAUCCUAGUGACAAUAUGUGGUAUUUUUGUAUUUUCUUUUUUUUUUUUUUUAUAUAAAAU
Molecule: messenger RNA, 783 nt
Organism: Halteromyces radiatus
Lineage: Eukaryota; Fungi; Mucoromycota; Mucoromycetes; Mucorales; Cunninghamellaceae
Product: acyl-CoA N-acyltransferase
Exons: 1
Coding region: 56-598 (180 amino acids)
Molecular function (GO): acyltransferase activity, transferring groups other than amino-acyl groups
Source: RefSeq, a predicted model, not a curated record